Messenger RNA from Priapulus caudatus, 2507 nucleotides. Its product is annotated as BTB/POZ domain-containing protein 10-like. Gene Ontology annotation, cellular component: cytoplasm. Gene Ontology annotation, biological process: positive regulation of phosphorylation. The transcript is spliced from 6 exons. The record is from RefSeq and is a predicted model, not a curated record. Lineage: Eukaryota; Metazoa; Priapulida; Priapulimorpha; Priapulimorphida; Priapulidae. Bases 1 to 762 code for a protein of 253 amino acids.
AUGCAGGAGUAUUACAAGAGCGGGCUGAUCCGCUGCCCUUCCAGUGUAUCAAUACCAGAGCUACGCGAGGCAUGUGACUACCUGCUUAUCCCGUUCGACGCGACGACGGUCAAGUGCCAGAACUUGCGUGGCCUUCUUCAUGAAUUGUCUAAUGAGGGUGCUAGGAACCAGUUUGAUAUCUUCAUUAACGAGCUGAUCAUGCCUGUUAUGGUUACCUGCGCCCAGAGAGGUGACAGGGAAUGCCACAUAGUUGUACUGACCGAUGACGAUGUUGUGGACUGGGACGAGGAGUAUCCACCCAACAUGGGCGAAGAGUACUCACAGAUCAUCUAUAGCACAGCGAUGUACCGAUUCUUCAAGUACAUUGAGAAUAGAGACGUUGCCAAAAUUGUAUUGAAAGAGAGAGGAUUGAAAAAGAUUCGACUGGGCAUUGAGGGGUACCCGACCUACAAGGAAAAGGUGAAGAAACGGCCAGGUGGACGACCUGAGGUGAUAUACAACUACGUGCAGCGGCCAUUCAUUCGCAUGUCGUGGGAGAAGGAAGAGAACAAGAGCCGCCAUGUUGAUUUCCAGUGCGUGAAAAGCAAAUCGAUUACGAACCUGGCAGAGGCGUCUGUAGACCCAGGCCCCGAUCAGGCGUCGCAGCGAGUCGCCGCCCACGACGCGGCGGAAGGUGGCGCCGCCGCCGCCGCCGCCAUGCCGCUCGACCUUCCGAGCGUGGAGCCUUACCCUGGACCCGCGCCGCUCCCUCCCGACGACUGAUGGUGGCUUCCGGCACGGGCGACGACGAUCGCGGCUCUCUGCCGGGCCGCGCUGACGGCAAUCCUGCGUUUCGCGUGCAAGCUCGUGCGCGUGUGCGUCGUAGACGGCGGCGUCUCGUCGUCGCUGCUGCCGUCGAUCUGCAGUAUUAUUUUUGCGUGCGCGCCGCGGCUGCCGCGACGCAAGCCGAAGCGCGCGCCGCGUCGUCAUCUCGUGUGAGAAGAAAGCGUAGGUGGCGCCGCCGACGAAGUACGUAGCAGCGGAUAGUUUUUAGCGCGGCGAUCGUUCGGAGUGUUUCUGCUGCGUCCGCGUGGGUGUCUAGGAGGCAGUUCGGUGGCUGCACCCGGGAAAUGCUUUUAUGCGGAGGCCGCAGCAAUGCGUUGCUGCAGAGGACUCUCCCAGUCCCCCCCCCCCUCCUUGUAGGCGGAUGUCGGAGUUUCUUUGCCCGAAUGUUCCAGGAUCCUUCUCCCGCUCUACGGUGGUUCCGGGAUACUUCUCCGGUAAUGAGUGUAUGUGAAUCUUCCAUUACUUGUUUCGUGCCCUAUAAAAUGCACUCGUUCAAGGUUGAGCUGCGAGAUAUUUUUCUCGUCUGUUUUUUUUAUUACCAUCAGGAGAAUUCCUAGUUUAAUUGCGAAGGGUUUUUAAAUCGAACAAAAAACCCAGUGCGACCGAUCAUGCACAGUAUUUUCCUGGAGCAGCCUUUGGAUCAAUGUCUGUGAAUGGGUGUUGCCCAUGAAGGGCGCAUGUAGUUAGCUAGCUAGCUCUGACUAGGUGAGGUCCUAUUUUGAUACAUGUUCCCCUUCCACCUGUGUCAGUAAACACAUUGUAUCAUCAUUUCCAAGUUAGUGCUAUGAUUCAUGGUGACGUGCAUAGCGCUCAUGCUGUAAUUGUAUUGACGUACUACAGCUGCAGCUGGUCAUGGUGCAUGAGGCAUGUUGGCAUACGUGUAUCAUAAAUCACCCAGCUGUUCACAUAUUCGUAUUAACUUAUUACUGGGAUAGUUAUUUAAAGAAUACACUCAAUACAGUAUGCGUUGAAGUAAUAUAUAUAUAUAGAGUUUAUACUAGAGUGGAUUAAUGGGUUGUUUUUCCAGGUGAUUUGAUGACAUACUUCGAUUACGACGGCUAGCCAAAAAAAGGCUGUACUUCCCCUUGCUUUUUUUAAGUGUACGAUUUGACAUAUACAUCUCUCACGAAAUGUCUUGGCUUCUGACAGAGAGCUGCGUGUACUAUAUUGUAUUCGACAAAAAGGUGGAAACGUUGGUUUAUGUGAUGUAGUCAAUGUCAAAAAUAUUAUGCCUGAUUGAACAUAAUCGUAUUUCAUACUAACAGUGGUGGUUCUGGCUCAUGCAAACAUGUCCCGCUUCUGUUUUGCACAUGCAUCUCGAAAUCUUACAGUUAUCACGCUGGUGAUUUGUGAAAGCUGGUAAACUCGACUGUGAGGAUGACUCGACUAGGGGUGUUGGAUCACGAGUACAUACAUCACCAUAUACAAUACGGUACUGAGUCUAUUUUAUACAGCCUGGCAAUCUAAGUGACCCUGCCUCCAAUCCAGGAGAUAAUUUCACAUAUCAAAACUGACAUUUCGGUUUGCGUGGCGGUUGCUGGUGCUUUUCCUGCGACUCAAUCUCGAUGGAAACAUAACCAUGUUUAUACGCAUCGAGUGCGUCUAGAAGUUCAAGUAGGGUGGGAUUGACUUGCGAGAUGUUGUAGAAACUCCCCGGGAUGUAACAUUGAGCUAUUUUUCCC